ACGCCCGGCUUUCAAAAAGGUUGGAAACUGACGGUGGACAACUUCUUGCAAACCACGCAAUGGUGGAAAGACCAAAAAGAUCAACAAGGGGAAGCCAAGAAAGCGGGGGAAAGAAACGGAAGAAAAGGAGAGCUAGAAGAAGAGGUGGACGUGGCAACAAACGAAGCAGACCGAGAAAGAAGACACCAAAGCCAAAGAAGAAGGCAACGAAACCACGGCCGCAGCACAAGAAAGUCAUGGAAAUAAAAAAGAAGCUGGAAGACCGGAAAACGAAACCAAAGACCAACCAGAAAGUCAACACGAAGAAGGCUGCCGGAGGAUCUUCACGUGGCACCAGCGGUAAAGGAACUGGCGAAGGAAAGAAAAAGAAAGAAGUAGAAAGAAAGAAAAGCCUGGCGAAAGCAAGCAAAGCUGCCAAAAAAGCAGCUCGCCCUCCAGUGCCUUCACGCAGAAGGACAAGCAGCAGGCGACCAACAAAACCAAGCAGGCGAAAUAACAAGACGAAAGCCCCCAGGCAAAAAACGAAGGGAAGUCCCAGAGCGGGAGAAGCAAAGGUGACACAAAAGAAAGAAGAAAGUGGCAGGGAGAGAGCAAAGAAACCCCACGGUAAGACAGGGCCAAAGGUGAUACAAAAGGAAAAGGAAAGUCACAGGGAGAGAACGCAAGGAAAGGUCAAACAAGAGAAAAACAAAGAACAGAAGGAAAGUCCCAAAGCGAGCUCGAGAGAAGCGAAGGUGACAGAAAAGAAGGAAGAAGGUGGUGAUGAGAGAGCAAAGGAACCUCAGGGUAAAACAGAGCCAAAGGUGAUACAAAAGGAAAGUCAUAGAGAGAGAACGAGAGGACCUGUCAAACAAGAGGAAAACAAAGAACAGAAAACAAACGAGCCCAGAGUGGACGUGGAAGAGGGAAAAGGUGAUACAAAGGCUUCGGCGGCUACCGACGUGGACACGAACGAAUUCCUGAGAGUGUUGAAAACCGUAACCUUGGGCGAAACGGAUGCAGAAAAAAAGACAAAACACGUAACAGCUCAGCACAAGAAAGGUACAUCAGGCCGCAAGAACGGGAAAGUGAUCUUUGAAAAGGCACUUGAGGGCAUGGCGCAAGGGCGAAAGCGGGUUCAAAGCGAUUUACUCGCAUUUAGCGUUGCCCAAAACGCUUUAGCAUCGGAAGAGACAAGUUCUGAAGUUCUGGAGGGUACGGCACUUGUACAGCAGGGCCUGCAAGUCGUGAAGGAAGGAGAACAACAACUCAAGGACUGGCUCGAACCCGGCAACACAGCUUCUAAACAAUCAAAACUUCAAGACAAAGGAUUUGGCCUGAAAGGACAGAGUGGAGGGACGAACAGUGAUGUUGGCGGAAAGGGGCUAGCUGGUACGGAUUCGUUGGUAAGCCGUGCAAUGACCAGCAUGAAUACCGUACAUGGUCCCGGCCUGGGAGAAAAGGAGGCGAACAAGGAAAACAACAAGGACGGUGAGAAUGUGAAGAAGAUCCCAGCAGGAGGUGGAGAGGAGGGGACCGGAGCGCUCGGUAAACUGAGAGAAGGCUUGAACAAGAUCAAGGAAGGUCUGAAUCUCCAAGAAGAUGGGCAGAAGACUAAAUCUGGUGGAAAACAAGACAAGGCGAAGGUACAGCAGGGUCUGGCAGAGAUGAAGGAAGGAGUGGGAGACGUAGAAGAAGGACUGAAUGUGGUGAUGGUGGGAAAGAAAGAAGUGGAGGAGGGAGUAAGAGAUAUAGGCGACAGUACGGAGAAAGAGACACCUGAGGGAGACCUAUCAGCCAGCGAAGCCAGUGAGGAAGACCUGAAGAAAUAUCUGGAAGGAUGGGGUAUGAAUGGGGUUCGACAGUUUCCGAUUUCUGCUGGUGGAAACCCCUUCAUCGACCCUACGCCAACUAAACACGUAAUGUUUCCGCGAGGCAAGGAAGGCAUCGUGUCCACAUCGCCCAAACCUGCACAGAGGACCCUGUUCUAUCCCAGCUAUCUUCAAGUUCCGCAGGCCGGUACAGUUCCAACGCCUUCCGCAAGGGACGCUCCAAAGCAGGGAGGCAAGGCACUGCCCGUUACAAAGCCGGCUGGUGGGAAAAGUGUAGGUGAUAAAAGCCAGGCGAAGGGAGGAGCAACAACUCCAACGAGUCGCAGCGGUGAUGAGCUUCUGAAAGAGAUCAAAGAACUUCAGCACGAGGUUGUGGAACUCGAGGCUAAGAAAACAGGCAAGGGGAAGUCCAAGAAAAGCAGGCGCCGUGGUAGAAAUGUCUGAUGAGAGUAAACCAGACCACACACUAGUGCUGGAGGAACGUAGAACAAGAUCUAAAGGUGGAAGAGAGCCGUCAUUGCGCAAAUAGCGACUGCAUGGCGUCUGCUUUGUUGCUCCUAAU
Messenger RNA from Branchiostoma belcheri (Belcher's lancelet), 2373 nucleotides. Its product is annotated as ABC transporter F family member 4-like. The transcript is spliced from 2 exons. NCBI's taxonomy places the organism in Eukaryota, Metazoa, Chordata, Leptocardii, Amphioxiformes, Branchiostomatidae. The record is from RefSeq and is a predicted model, not a curated record. The coding region runs from base 60 to 2255 and encodes 731 amino acids.